AUGGACAGAGGAAUGUCAGGCUUUUGUGUCAGACCACGCGUCGGCGGUGGAGGCGGUGGUGGCAAUAGCGGUGGUGGAACAAAGUGUGGGAGGUGGAAUCCGACCGCGGAACAGGUUAAAGUUCUGACUGACCUGUUCAGGUCCGGACUCCGAACUCCGAGCACUGAUCAGAUCCAAAAGAUAUCAUCGCAGCUGAGCUUUUACGGCAAGAUCGAGAGCAAGAACGUCUUCUACUGGUUUCAGAACCACAAGGCUAGAGAGAGACAGAAGCGUCGCAGAGUUUCUGUAUCCGAACCAAAUGAUCUCUCCGCAAAGCAUCUUACAGAGAUUAAUCAAGUUUCGGACACGGAAAGAGUGACAGAGACUUUGCAACUCUUUCCAUUGAACUCGUUCCAUGAAUCGGAAGCGGAGAAGAUUAGAUUCUUUGGAUAUGAAUGCAAGGAGAAUACGACGUCGUUUUCUUACUCUAUUGGGACUGAAAUGGAUCAUCCGCCAUUGGAUCUGCGUUUAAGCUUUCUGUAAAAAAAAAAUUCAAACAUGUUUGAAUUACUGUCAUGAAUCGAUCCACUUUAGGUUUAGCAUAAAAAAAAAGAGAGAGAAAUUAACUCCCAAAAAGGAAAAAAAAAAAAAAAAAAAAUGAAAAAGAAAAAGAGAAAGAAGGUUUAUGUCCUGAGUUGUAAAAUGCACGUAGCUCUAGAUAUUGUAGCAGUGGGGUUGAAACUUUAAAAAUGGUUCGACAUUGAUUAUCCUAUGCGUGCACAUAAAACAUUGUUUUUCUUUAUGUGUGUAAAUGUGUGUGAA
Molecule: messenger RNA, 801 nt
Organism: Cornus florida
Lineage: Eukaryota; Viridiplantae; Streptophyta; Magnoliopsida; Cornales; Cornaceae
Product: WUSCHEL-related homeobox 5-like
Exons: 2
Coding region: 1-522 (173 amino acids)
Biological process (GO): plant organ development
Molecular function (GO): DNA binding; DNA-binding transcription factor activity
Source: RefSeq, a predicted model, not a curated record